Spizellomyces punctatus DAOM BR117 is the source of this 859-nucleotide messenger RNA. RefSeq names its product palmitoyltransferase YKT6. Gene Ontology annotation, cellular component: Golgi apparatus. The coding region runs from base 49 to 651 and encodes 200 amino acids. Gene Ontology annotation, biological process: endoplasmic reticulum to Golgi vesicle-mediated transport. The record is from RefSeq and is a predicted model, not a curated record. The transcript is spliced from 5 exons. NCBI's taxonomy places the organism in Eukaryota, Fungi, Chytridiomycota, Chytridiomycetes, Spizellomycetales, Spizellomycetaceae. Gene Ontology annotation, molecular function: SNAP receptor activity.
GCUCCACGUAGCGUGCAAAACUCGUUUGCAACGUCAAGACAUCAAAGAAUGGUUAAAGUGUAUGCGCUAGCAGUAGCUGAGAAGGGCUCGCCCGUUAAAAUCCUGGCGUCUGAGCAGGACUUGGCAAGUUUUUCGUUCUUCCAGCGGGGGAGUAUAACAGAGUUCAUCAACUUUUUCACGAAAACUGUUGUUGAGCGGACGCCUAAUGGUCAGAGAUCAAAGAUCGAACAAGAUAACUUCCUUGGUCACAUAUAUGUACGCGGGGACGGUCUCGCCGGCAUCCUCGUCGCAGACAAUACGUAUCCAACCCGGACAGCCUUUUCCCUUCUCAACCGGCUAGUCGACGAAUUCUCAGCAAAGUUUCCUGACCGGGACAAGUGGGCCACAAUGAACCCUACCACAACAGCUGCCAAAUAUCCUGAACUGAGACAACAUUUGGUAAAAGCUCAGGAUCCGGAAAGCGCAGAUCCUUUUAUGAAGGUGCAAAAGGAAUUGGAUGAAACCAAAAUCGUUUUGCACAAAACCAUGGAGUCUUUAUUGGCGCGAGGAGAAAAACUGGACGACCUGGUUACACAAUCUGAUGCGUUGUCGAGUGCAUCCAAAGCAUUUUACAAGACAGCAAAGAAGACAAAUUCAUGUUGUGGAUAUUGAUUGCACAGUGGGGUGAUAUGGCUAUACAAGUGCACUCUUUUUUUGGACUGAAAAAUUCACGCUUCACAAAGACCUUAGAGGCAAACCACAGCGGACCAAUUUCAGAGAUCAGCUAGUAUAUUUUAAUGAACAAAAGGGACGUGAUCAUCCCAAUAGCAAUAUCUCCAUCAAUUAUUUCCAUCCAUCUGAUUCAUGCAAUCAAUUUCCA